Molecule: messenger RNA, 2204 nt
Organism: Pteronotus mesoamericanus
Lineage: Eukaryota; Metazoa; Chordata; Mammalia; Chiroptera; Mormoopidae
Product: chromodomain-helicase-DNA-binding protein 1-like
Exons: 6
Coding region: 31-903 (290 amino acids)
Source: RefSeq, a predicted model, not a curated record
CAGAAGACAUUCAGCAUUUGCAAAGAAAGAAUGAGGCCUGUCAAAGCAGCUUUGAAACAACUUGAUAGGCCUGAGAAAGGCCUUUCAGAAAGAGAACAACUAGAGCAUACUAGACAAUGUUUAAUAAAAAUUGGAGACCAUAUCACAGAAUGUCUGAAGGAGUAUACAAAUCCUGAACAAAUCAAACAGUGGAGAAAAAACCUGUGGAUUUUUGUAUCUAAGUUUACUGAGUUUGAUGCAAGAAAGUUGCAUAAGUUAUAUAAGCAUGCUAUUAAAAAACGGCAGGAAUCUCAGCAAAAUAAUGACCAGAACAGCAACUUGAAUGCUCCAGUGAUUAGAAAUCCAGAUGUGGACAGAUUGAAAGAGAAUACAAAUCAUGAUGAUAGCAGCAGGGACAGUUAUUCUUCUGAUAGACACUUAUCUCAGUAUCAUGAUCAUCAUAAAGACCGACAUCAGGGAGAUUCUUACAAAAAGAGUGACUCCAGGAAAAGACCCUAUUCUUCUUUCAGUAAUGGCAAAGAUCAUCGUGACUGGGAUCACUACAAGCAAGACAGCAGAUAUUACAGUGAUAGAGAGAAACAUAGAAAACUGGAUGAUCACAGGAGUAGAGAUCACAGAUCAAAUUUGGAAGGAAAUUUAAAAGAUAGAUCUCAUUCAGAUCAUCGCUCUCAUUCAGAUCAUCGGUUACAUUCAGAUCAUCGGUCAAGUUCUGAAUAUGCACAUCAUAAAUCUUCCAGGGAUUAUAGGUAUCACUCAGAUUGGCAAAUGGACCACAGAGCUUCCAGUAGUGGGCCUAGGUCACCACUAGAUCAGAGGUCUCCUUAUGGCUCCAGAUCUCCAUUUGAACACUCAAUUGAACACAAAAGUACACCUGAGCAUACCUGGAGUAAUCGGAAAACAUAACAAAAACUGAUGUGUUGUCUUUCUGGACUUUUCUGUUAGCCAUAUAUCAUAAACCAACACAGUAAUUGCCUUACAUGACUUGAAAGAUAUAAACAGAUCUUCUAUCAGUAGCAGUAUUGUUACUUCUUUCCAGGAUGCAAGGUCUAUUAUCCCAACAGAAGAGAAAAUAUUUUUAUAUUUAAGGAUUAUGCUGCACUGUACUACAAAUAUUGUAGUACUUUUUUUUUCUUUUUUAAAGAAAUGGAAAAUGUUUACUAUUACAGGGACCUCAACACUGCCCUUCCAUAUAGGCUGGAUAAAACUGUUUUUAAGUCAGUGAUUUUAGACUGACCUCCAUUUAAAUUAUGUUUGUAUAUGAACUUUACUCUGACCUGUGAUCAUGUUUCAGGAAGGAAUGAAAGAGAGUUCUUUUCUUAAUAAAGAAAAAACACUCAAGGAUUUUGUUCACUUUCCAAAGCUACUUGUUUACAUUGUACACUGCGACCACCUUGCCGCUUUUCAUCACAAGCUUGAAUAUUUAAAUUCUGUACUUAUAUCUGUAAGAUAGCCAGGAACUUCCUGUUUGUGAUCUAUUAUUAUGCCUUUUUACAUACACAAAAAAAUUGACUGUAAAUUAUUGUAAAUGUAUUAAAUGAGCUUUCCUUCCUUCCCUUUCUCAGGCUUUUUUUGACUGUUCCUUUCCCUACCAACUCAGGCCUUCUUAUUGUUUAAAAAAAAUUAGUGUAAUAACACUUUUUAAUGAUUUGUCUUGAUGGAAUCAUUGUUUAGAAUGUAAAAAAUGGGGAAAGGGGCCACUUAAUUCCAUUAGUCCUCUUUUUAUAUCAACUAUUUUAUUAAAUACAUGUUAUUUCUUUCUUUUUUCUUUUUAUUUUUUGGUCAAUAUUGUGUUUGUAGUAACAGAAUACUGAGAUAAUAAUGUAAGAUCUAAACUGCAUGCUCUGGAAACAUUACUUUCAGAUGCAUUUGGUUUAAAAGGGUAGGUGUAUGAACACUUUCAGAAUCCAAAACAGCCAAAAGUUAUUGUAAAUCCAUUUGUUUUCCCUUUUCAUGUGGGCAAUAAUGUCAAAUGUGCUAUGCAGCCAGGUAACAUUUUAGAUAAACUUGAUUGACUUUUAAUAUAAACUGUUACAAUGCACACUGAUUGUAUAUAAAAACCUUAUAUAUGACAAAUUAAAUUUAAGAAAAAGGAUAUGUGGGCUCCUGUAAUUUUCUGCUGCAUUUUUAUUCCCUCAAGCACUUAACUUUUUUUUUAAGUAGUAACAUUUAUCUGCCAGAAAAAAAAAGGAUAUUUUGAUAAGCAA